AUGGCAAAGGAGCAAGAGGCCGAUUACCGCGAAGUACUUACUAGACGGACACCGCAGCCUAGCCAGGGUAGUCAGCAGCGACAGACACCACGCUCCAACCGCUCCAAUCGCGCCAAUCUGGGCAAUCAACAACAGACACCACCAUUAAACCAGAGCGAUCAGAGUAGUCAGCAGCGAUAG
Penicillium coprophilum is the source of this 180-nucleotide messenger RNA. RefSeq lists its product as uncharacterized. Bases 1 to 180 code for a protein of 59 amino acids. The transcript has 2 exons. The record is from RefSeq and is a predicted model, not a curated record. Lineage: Eukaryota; Fungi; Ascomycota; Eurotiomycetes; Eurotiales; Aspergillaceae.